This is a messenger RNA of Rhagoletis pomonella (apple maggot), 2205 nucleotides long. RefSeq lists its product as uncharacterized. Bases 1 to 2205 code for a protein of 734 amino acids. The transcript is spliced from 2 exons. NCBI's taxonomy places the organism in Eukaryota, Metazoa, Arthropoda, Insecta, Diptera, Tephritidae. The record is from RefSeq and is a predicted model, not a curated record.
AUGGAUAAAUUCAUAAAAUUAACUGAUGCUGUGGCAGAAUUUGAGGCCGACUAUAAUGACACGGCCCAAAUUGACCACACAAAAUAUACCCUCACUCUUCAGCAAGAGGAACUUAAGGCAAUAUGGAGAAAGGUAAAAACUGCUUACGAAGAAUUAGUGCAUUCCGACACGUUAGACGCUAAAGGAGUCUCUACGGUUAAACCUAGGUAUAAGAGCUCCUAUUCUGUUUAUUUGCGCUGCAUGUCGAACAUGUCAGAUUUCCAGGCAAAGUUAGUCAAGGGCGAAAAAGAUACAGAGGGCGUGUCUGUCCAGGAACACAAUAUACAUCUGCCCCCGUGCGAUACGGACGUGUUCAAAGGCGACUACCUCUCUUGGCCAACAUUCCGAGACAUGUUUACGGCCAUAUAUAUACUGAAUAAGCGCCUUACCCCGGUUGAGAAAUUAUUCCACCUCAACCAAAAAACACAGGGGGAGGCCAAAGAUAUCGUACAAAAAUGCCCACUUACUAACGAGGGAUUUGCCACUGCAUGGAAAAAUUUAACUGAUAGGUACGAGAACAAACGUAUUCUCGUAAACUCCCAGUUACAAAUUCUUUUUAAUUUAAAGUCGGUAGAAAACGAGUGCGGAAUCUCGAUUAAGAAACUACAGCGAGAUAUAAAUAAUUGCAUCUCAUCAUUAAAAAGCCAUAAAAUUGACAUAUCAAACUGGGAUGCAAUAUUUACUUAUCUCUGCUCAACGAAGUUGCCAGAAAGUACCUUAGCAUUGUGGGAACAAACGAUCGAGAACAAGACGGAAAUAUCCAAGUGGGAGGAUAUGGACAAAUUUCUGUCCAACCGAUUCCAAACUCUUGAAACCGUCUCGGGCAUAACAGGUAUUAAACAUACCAAAAUCCCAAAGCCCCAUAAUAGUAGGCAUACAAAUGAGACACCGCAAAAAAGACUUGGCGCAUUUCAAGCUUCUGUAGCCAAAACCAUGUGUGUAUUCUGCAAAAGCAGUAACCACAAAUUAUCGAAAUGCCACAAAUUUCUCGAACUCACGGUGUCAAACAGAAUAGCCUUCAUUAAGGAGAAUCGUGGCUGCUUGAACUGCUUAUCUUUUGGACAUACUGUGUCAAGGUGUACGUGCUCAUUUAACUGCAGCACCUGUCACCAAAGGCACCACACGCUCCUGCAUAAUCAAGCAGCUCAGCCAAAAGCAGCCAUGAACCAAAGGCAACAACCAAAUUUUUCAGAUGACACGCCGUCAACUUCUGCGCAAGCCCAGGCCAGACGCAACUCUGAAAAAGGAAAUAGGAGUCCGGUUAAUAACGUUAAGUCCUGUUUUGCCAACACGAACAAGGGAGUCCUAUUAGGAACGGCACGUGUCAAUAUCUUCUUCAAUAAUACUAAUUUUUCAGCCCGUGCACUAAUAGACUCCGGUUCGGAAUGUUCAUUCAUAUCAGAAAGACUUAAACGCCGAAUUAACCUACCAUCCAAAAGUUUGAAUGCUCAGGUGUCAGGCAUCAACAACACCGUUUCAGCCCAAGUCAAAGAAGCGUGUUUAAUACAGUUGCGGUCACCGAUUGACCCUUUAAUAAAAAUAGAUACCACUGUCCUGGUUCUACCACAGCUUACAGGAAAUCUGCCGACUUGCCAGAUCAAUGCUAUGACAAAGCAAGCGUUUCCGGAUUUAGUAUUAGCUGACAAGAGAUUCUUCAUAAAUGAGCAAGUUGAUCUUGUACUAGGCGGCGAUAUUUACGCCCAAAUAAUAUUGAGUGGCAUACAGAAGAACGUUUUAGGUACCCUGCUUGCGCAAGAGACUGUAUUCGGCUGGAUACUAACCGGUCAAACUGAGGCAACAGGGCCAACGAAUAAAUGCGUUUCAUUCUUCAACGAAGUCACUCUAGACAAACAAUUAGCGUCUUUUUGGGAAUUAGAGGACAUCCCAAAGAACCAUACAUACACCAGAGAGGAAGUUUACUGCGAGGACCUAUACAAACGCACAACUAAAAGGAACAAAGAUGGAAAAUAUACAGUAUCGUUGCCAUUCAAAAUGGAUUUUCCAGGGAGCGUGCGGUUAGGACCCUCUCUCAAGAGCGCUUGCUCUCAAUUUUUUCGCAAUGAAACGCGUCUAGCAAAGGACCCACUCCUACAAACGGAGUAUAAUAGGUCCACUUUAUCAUACGAAUAUAAAUCAUUACUGCGAGAUGCUCAACAAACUAUAUGA